AUGUUUGGUCGUUAUGCUGUUGCUUUCUUUUUGGUGAUUUCAUCAUCUAUUGGGGUAUUAAAUGCAAGUGCUGGUGAUGCUGAUCCACGUUAUAGGAGUUGUGUAAGACAAUGUGAGGAAACUGGAUACUGUAAAUUUUCUUCAGAUGAAGUCCUCAUUAAUCAUCCAAGGGACAUGCUAGAAUCACUUUAUGUACAAUGGAAAAAAUGGAAUUGCCAAAGUGACUGCCGGUACAACUGCAUUCUUGAUAGAGAGAAAGAGAGAGAGUUAUUUAAUGAUGGUCCAGUAAAAUAUCAUGGUAAAUGGCCCUUCAAGCGUAUAUAUGGGAUACAGGAGCCUGCUUCUGUGGCUUUCUCUGCCCUCAAUCUUGCAAUGCAUUUUUAUGGUUGGAAGUCCUUUUUCACUCUUCUGAAGAAUAAGUUUCAUAAACAAGUUGGCAAGAAGGCCUCCUACGAGUAUGCUGUUUUGUGGCAUAUCUUUGGGCUCUUAUCAGUGAACUCCUGGUUCUGGAGUGCUGUUUUCCACACUCGAGAUUUUGAGUUAUCUGAGAGGCUAGACUACUCAUCUGCGGUGGCUCUCAUUGGAUACUCCCUCAUUUUAGCCAUGUUACGAAGCUUCAAUGUAAGGGAUGAGGCUACCAGAGUUAUGCUUUCUGCUCCCUUGAUAGCUUUUGUGAUCACGCAUAUAUUAUUCCUCAACGUCUUUAAACUAGACUACGGAUGGAAUAUGAAAGUUUGUGUAGCGAUGGCUGUAGCACAACUUACCAUUUGGCAAGUUUGGGGUUUUAUUAGUCGCCAUCCCUCACGGUGGAAGCUCCGCUUUGUUGUUCUUGCUUGUGGCCUUGCAAUGCUCCUAGAAAUAUAUGAUUUCCCUCCAUAUCAAGGACUUAUAGAUGCACAUGCUCUUUGGCAUGCCACUACUAUUCCUCUAACCUACCUCUGGUGGAGUUUCAUUAAGGAUGAUGCUGAGUUUCUAACCUCUAAACAUGUAAAGAAAUCCAAGAAGUCGAAGUAG
Gastrolobium bilobum is the source of this 1014-nucleotide messenger RNA. RefSeq lists its product as uncharacterized. Gene Ontology annotation, molecular function: hydrolase activity, acting on ester bonds. Bases 1 to 1014 code for a protein of 337 amino acids. The transcript is spliced from 5 exons. NCBI's taxonomy places the organism in Eukaryota, Viridiplantae, Streptophyta, Magnoliopsida, Fabales, Fabaceae. The record is from RefSeq and is a predicted model, not a curated record. Gene Ontology annotation, biological process: GPI anchor biosynthetic process. Gene Ontology annotation, cellular component: endoplasmic reticulum membrane.